AUGGCGGCUGCUGUGUUUUUCGGAUGCGCCUUCGUCGCGUUCCGCCCAGCUUUCGCCCUUUUCCUGAUCACUGUAGCUGGAGACCCUCUUUGGGUUAUCAUCCUGGUGGCGGGAGCCUUUUUCUGGCUGGUCUCCCUGCUCUUGGCCUCUGUGGUCUGGUUCAUCUUUGUCCAUGUGACAGGCCGACCAGAUGCACGGCUCCAGUAUGGCCCCCUGAUUUUUGGUGCUGCUGUCUCUGUCCUUCUACAGGAAGUGUUCCGUUUUGCCUACUACAAGCUCCUUAAGAAGGCUUCUGAGGGCUUAGCAUCACUAAGUGGGGACGAAAGAUCACCCAUCUCCAUCCGACAGAUGGCCUAUAUUUCUGGUCUGUCCUACGGUAUCAUCAGUGGUGUCUUCCCUGUUACCAAUAUUUUGGCUGAUGCACUUGGGCCAGGUGUGGUUGGGAUCCAUAGAGACUCACCCUAUUACUUCCUGACUUCAGCCUUUCUGACAAUAGCCAGUAUUAUCCUGCUGCAUACCUUUUGGGAAGUUGUGUUCUUUGAUGCCUAUGAGAGGAGACGGUACUGGGCUUUGGGCCUGGUAGCUGGGAGUCACCUUUUGACUUCAGGACUGACAUUCCUGAACCCCUGGUAUGAGGCCAGCCUGCUGCCCGUCUAUGUAGUCACUGUUUCCAUGGGGCUCUGGGCUUUCGACACAGCCAGAGGUUCCCUCCGGAGUAGCCAGCGCAGCCUUUCAUGUAAGGACUGA
Molecule: messenger RNA, 747 nt
Organism: Rattus rattus (black rat)
Lineage: Eukaryota; Metazoa; Chordata; Mammalia; Rodentia; Muridae
Product: gamma-secretase subunit APH-1A-like
Biological process (GO): positive regulation of catalytic activity; protein processing; Notch receptor processing
Cellular component (GO): endoplasmic reticulum; membrane; gamma-secretase complex
Molecular function (GO): protein-macromolecule adaptor activity
Source: RefSeq, a predicted model, not a curated record